AUGGAAGGUGGAGGCUUUCAUGGCUACCGCAAGCUCCCCAGCACCACCUCUGGGUUGAAGCUGUCAGUGUCAUCAGACAUGAACAACUUGAACAUGAGGCAGGUAGCAGGAGACAACAGCCACGCAUCAGAGGAGAACAACGAAUGCACCGUGAGGGAGCAAGACCGUUUCAUGCCAAUUGCAAAUGUGAUCAGGAUCAUGCGAAAGAUUCUCCCCCCGCAUGCCAAAAUCUCAGAUGAUGCCAAGGAAACAAUUCAAGAGUGUGUAUCUGAGUACAUCAGCUUUAUCACCGGAGAGGCGAACGAGCGUUGCCAGAGGGAACAACGCAAGACCAUAACUGCUGAGGAUGUGCUUUGGGCCAUGAGCAAGCUUGGAUUUGAUGAUUACAUCGAACCACUGACCAUGUACCUUCACAGGUACCGUGAGCUUGAGGGUGACCGUACCUCCAUGAGGGGUGAACCACUGGGGAAGAGGACUAUUGAAUACGCCCCUAUGGGUGUUGGUGUUGCUACUGCUUUUGUUCCACCACCGUUUCACCCCAAUGCUUACUAUGGUCCUGCCAUGGGGACUUAUGUAGCGCCACCAAAUGCCACGUCCUCUCACCACCAUGGAAUGCCCAAUGCUGAACCGAAUUCUCGCUCCAUGUGA
This is a messenger RNA of Sphenostylis stenocarpa, 648 nucleotides long. The record is from the annotation of a GenBank genome assembly. Lineage: Eukaryota; Viridiplantae; Streptophyta; Magnoliopsida; Fabales; Fabaceae.